AUGAUUAAAAGGAAAAGACCAGUUGAGAUAUUUGCAUGGAUAUUUGCAAGGGAGUACAGUCCGCUGCCUCUUAUGGCAUACCGAAUAGAUGCUAUCAAGUGCCCUGAGAAUGAUCCCCUCCCUGUUCCACACGAGUGGUACCAGCCCGGGAACCUCCUCAUUGGUGGGAUAUCUUCGCAGAUCAUUUAUAUUUUUUCCUUCAAAAAACACCCAUCUCAGGAUCUGGGUUUUGAUCUUCCAGUAGUGGUCCAGCACUAUAAUAAAAUCAUUGCCUGUGAUUUAGAAUUCAUUGGUGAAAGUGUGCUUAACUAUGUUUGCAGUGUGGUGACAAAAUUCUACCAGCAUGUCCUGGCCUUGGCAUUUGCUGUAAAUGAGAUCAAUGAAAAUUCAAAGAUAUUACAAAACAUCACCCUUGGCUUCCACAUCUAUGACAGCUACUACGAUGCAAGGAUGACCUAUCAAACCACUCUCGACCUGCUCUUCAAAUCACAUACAUUUGUCCCCAACUACAAAUGUGGGAUGCAGAAAAAUGUCAUAGCACUCAUUGGGGGACUUAGCUCUGAUAUCUCCUUCUGUAUGGCUGACAUCUUAAGUCUCUACAAGAUUCCACAGCUCACAUAUGGCUCAUUUGCCCCAGAACAGCAUGAUACAAUGCAAGUCCCUUCUUUUUACUGCAUGGUCCCAAAUGAGUCCCAUCAGUACAUGGGGAUUGUCCACUUGCUUCAGCAUUUCAGAUGGACGUGGAUCGGGCUCCUUGCUGUGGAUGAUGAGAGUGGAGAUCAUUUCUUAGAGGCUCUGGAGCCAUUGCUCUCCAAGAAUGGAAUCUGUUCAGCCUUCACACAUAGAAUCCACAAACAAGGUCGUUUGCUCUUCCUAAAUGAGCUCAGCUAUAUGGCCUGGAAUAUUUAUAAACCAUUUGUGAAUACAAAAGCCAGAACAUUUGUUAUCUAUGGUGAAACUCUGACCAUUAUGUGGCUGAGCACAUUAAUGGCUUUAGCAGGACAUGAAGAUAAGGAAAACACAACUGUUGGGAAUGAGUUGUUAGAGGUGGAUGGACCAUGUACUGGUGCUGAGAGGUUGGAGAGCCUUCCUGAGUCUGUUUUUGAAAUCAAUAUGACUGGCCACAGCUACAGCAUCUAUAAUGCUGUCUGCAUCAUAGCGCAUGCUUUGCAUGCCAUGAACUCACCUAGAUCUCAUAGCAGAAAGAGGAUGAAGAAUAAAAGUGUGAAACUUCAAGAUCUCCAGGUUUGGCAGCUCCACCCAUUUCUUCAGGGCAUUUCAUUUAACAACUCAGCUGGAGAAAGUGUGUCUUUUAAUGAUUACAGAGAAAUGGGAACUGGAUUUGACAUCAUGAACAUAGUCACAUUCCCAAACAAAUCUUUCCGUCGAGUGAAAGUUGGACGGGUGGACCCCGAGAAUCUUGAAGGGGAAAAAUUCACCCUUAAUGAGGAUAGAAUUGUGUGGCCCAGACCUUUUAACCAGGUACUACCCAUUUCUGUUUUUAGUGCAUCCUGCAACCCUGGGUAUCAGAAGAUAAAGAAAGAAACAGAGAAAUUUUGUUGUUUUAGUUGUGCUCCGUGUCCAGAAGGGAAGAUUUCAGACCAGAAGGACAUAGCCGAGUGUUUUCAGUGCCCAGAAGAUCAAUAUCCUAACAAGGAUCAAAAUGGAUGCAGCACCAAAGUGACAAGCUUUCUGUCCUAUGAAGAACCUUUAGGGAUCACUUUAGCCUCUGUUGCUGUCUCUUUUUCACUGAUCACAGCCUUUGUGCUAGCAACUUUUAUCAAGCACAAAGAUACUCCCAUAGUCAAAGCCAAGAAUCGAGACAUCAGUUACACUUUCCUCAUCUCCCUCCACCUCUGCUUCCUCUCUUCUUUGCUAUUUUUGGGACAACCUACGGAAGUGACCUGUUUUCUCCGACAAUCUGCUUUCAGCAUCAUCUUCUCAAUGGCCAUUUCAUGUGUGUUGGCCAAAACCAUCACUGUAAUUGUAGCUUUCAUGGCCACCAAACCAGGUUCUGGCAUGAGGAAGUGGAUGGGGAAAAGUCUGGCCAACUCCAUUGUACUUUCCUGCACCCUUAUGCAAGCAGGCAAUUGUGCAGUUUGGCUAGGAAUGUCUCCACCAUUCCCAGAUUUGGACAAGCAGUCCGUGAAUGGAGAAAUCAUAGCAGAAUGUAAUGAAGGUUCCGUCAUCAUGUUUUAUCUGGUCUUGGGUUUUAUGGGACUUCUGUCCAUCAUCAGCUUCACGGUGGCCUUUUUGGCCAGGAAUUUGCCUGACAGUUUUAAUGAAGCCAAGUUCAUCACCUUCAGUAUGCUGAUGUUCUGUAGUGUUUGGUUGUCUUUUGUUCCAACCUAUCUGAGCACUAAGGGGAAAUCCAUGGUGGCUGUGGAGAUCUUCUCCAUCUUAGCCUCCAGUGCUGGGUUACUGGCUUGUAUCUUUACUCCUAAAUGCUACAUGAUUUUGCUGAGACCUGAGCUGAACCACAGAGAACACCUAAUAAAGAGAUAUAAUUAA
Hemicordylus capensis (graceful crag lizard) is the source of this 2511-nucleotide messenger RNA. RefSeq names its product vomeronasal type-2 receptor 26-like. Bases 1 to 2511 code for a protein of 836 amino acids. Gene Ontology annotation, molecular function: G protein-coupled receptor activity. Gene Ontology annotation, cellular component: membrane. Lineage: Eukaryota; Metazoa; Chordata; Lepidosauria; Squamata; Cordylidae. The transcript is spliced from 8 exons. The record is from RefSeq and is a predicted model, not a curated record. Gene Ontology annotation, biological process: G protein-coupled receptor signaling pathway.